Ricinus communis (castor bean) is the source of this 1368-nucleotide messenger RNA. RefSeq names its product EEF1A lysine methyltransferase 4. The record is from RefSeq and is a predicted model, not a curated record. The transcript is spliced from 8 exons. Lineage: Eukaryota; Viridiplantae; Streptophyta; Magnoliopsida; Malpighiales; Euphorbiaceae. Gene Ontology annotation, molecular function: S-adenosylmethionine-dependent methyltransferase activity. Bases 296 to 1072 code for a protein of 258 amino acids.
UACAUUACCCAAUGUUAGUUGACUUCACUUCGUUACUCUCGAUUGUGCCAUAACGCUUCAAGCCCACACAAAUUACAAUUCACUUCUGUAUUUCUUUCGCUCUCUCACACCUCAACCAAACUUAACAACAGACCCCACACGACCUUUCUACCCACCGUCACCACCACCACCACCACCACCACCACGACCACCACUGCCACCAUAUUAACAACCACACAAAAAUAGUAAUCUUUUAAAUUAAGAAACAACAAGCACAAAAAGAAGGAAAAGGAAAAAGAAACCGAGACCAAACAAAAUGCUUAGAGAUGUGUCAAGCUGCAACACUUACAACUACGGUGAUGCUUUGUAUUGGGAUGCUCGUUAUGUGCAAGAAGGUGGUAGCUUUGAUUGGUACCAGCGUUAUUCCUCGCUUCGUCCCUUUGUUCGUCGCUAUAUACCUCUCUCCUCUCGUGUUCUCAUGGUUGGCUGUGGCAAUGCUCUCAUGUCAGAGGAUAUGGUCAAGGAUGGAUAUGAAGACAUAAUGAACAUUGACAUCUCUUCAGUGGCCAUCGACAUGAUGAGGAAGAAAUAUGAAUAUUUUCCUCAGCUCAAAUACAUGCAACUGGACGUUAGAGUGAAUUAUAUGUUAACUUUGUUCUUGCUGCUUAAAAUUACAACCAUGGACUUCUGGCUCGGUGAUUCUCAUUCAGGAACUCUUGAUUCCUUAAUGUGCGGAAAUGAUGCUCCAAUUAGUGCUGCUCAGAUGUUGGGGGAAGUGAGCAGGCUUCUUAAACCCGGGGGAAUUUAUAUGUUGAUAACCUACGGCGAUCCUACAGUAAGGAUGCUUCACUUAAGCCGGCCAGUGUACAACUGGAAAAUUGUAUUGUACAUAAUACCCAGGCCAGGAUUUGAAAAGCCAGCAGGCAGUUCCCCAUUGCGCUCCUUUAUGGAACCCGUGCCUAUCACAGAGAAGGGCUUACUUCCGGCAGACUUUGUAUUAGAAGAUCCAGAUUCCCACUUCAUAUAUGUGUGUAAAAAGAUGGAUGAAACAACAGAGCUCCGUAACUAUCCAUUGAUGGGUAAUGUUUUAUAAGAGUUUUGCAAGCUUCAACGUGCAGCAGCUGUGAUUCUUGGUGCUUGUAUACCACAGGGAUAAAGGAAUAGUCAUUGACAAGAUUUGAGUACUUUGUUACAGAAGAAGAGGGAUUGUGGUAUUGUCUGACGUAUUUUAUAGAACAAUUUGGACAUUUUAAAUCAACCCAAUAACAAGAAAUGAUAUUGGAGAUGAGUUGGUGACAUAAAGCAUUUUCAGUUUGUCAGUGUUUAUGUAUCAUUCAAAUUACAAAACUGGUUUCUAAUUUUAUUAGUUUUAACAGAAAUUUUAUUGGA